CAAAGAGAAUGUGCAGACCCAACAUUCAGCUAUGAAGACCUUCCAUCCUCUACUUCUAUGUCAUUUUAUCACACUGCUGACUUUUUCAGGUGAGAUGCACGGGGCACAUCGGCAGUGCUAAAACCAACCAGCCUGUUCAAUGAGGCCAGUUGUUUAUUUGACCCAACAUUGUCUCAAAAUGGUGGGAAUAUUACCUUGUUUUGUCCUACCGUGCUGUUCUAGAAUUAGAAUCCCAUUUCUUUGGAAAUAUCAGAAAUGUGGUGCCUUCAUGGAAGGGGAAAGGCUCAGCAAUAUCGAGGAUUCCUUCUUAUUUGAGCACUCCCAACUUCAGGCAAUAGUGCAGCUGAGUGAAAUUGGGAAGGAUGCAAACCAAGUUGUUUAUAUGUCGAAUAUGUUGCUAUGGCAAAAACCUAUUCAUUGCUAUUAAAAAAACAACAACUAUUGUAAUAAAUUGCCAGGUAACAUUCUUUAAUUUUAUGUUCAACAAUAGUUAUGAUUUACUGGGGGAUUUCUGGGUAAGGUGCAGAAGGAGGAAGACAUUUCUUGCAGAAAGACAUUGCAUCUUUCUUAAAGAAAUAAAUAAGAAAACUUUUGAAGUUGCAGGUAAGGUCACUCUCACAGAUUUUCUUCAUCAAAGAUAUGGACAAACAUCAUGCAAUUGAGGGAAGUUUGAGGGUGAGGUUCAAAGAUCCUUCCCCUUUAGUUAGCCCAGCCUUUGGCCUGGACCUUCCAAUUCCCCCUCUGUAUUAUCUGUCUCCGAUCCUCACACAAAAGAAUGGAAUGGGGUUCAGUUAGAUUGCAGCUGACGUAACAGGGAGGCAUAGAAACAUAGAGGAGCAAUGAACUCCUCCAAAUGUCCAAGUCUCUGUUUUUCUUCCACGCUUCCAUGAAGUGUGGCUAUCCUUGAACCUGCUAGCAGAGUGCUGACUUGAGGAUUUUGUUCUUUAGAAAAGCAGAGUAGCAGAUGAUUUUUUUCAAUUUAAAAAGGAAGAAAUCGACAAAAGCUUCAUUAAUUUAUUUAAAUGAAAACCCUCUCUGUGUUCUGCUUAAAGUAAAAAAAAUCCCCCAAAGUCUUUAGCUCUCUGAAGGCAACCUGCGGGAUAGCCACAUUUCUUCUGAUUUCCUAUUGCUUCCUGACGUGUCCUCUAUAAAUAAACACACACUGGUAAGUUAAGAAGCUGGUGUGUGUGAAGCUGGUGUGUGUGGGGUGUGUCUGUGUGUACACACAAAGAAGGCUGCACACCACACAACCACAUCUAAAUCAUUUUAAGGUAAGAGCAAACUAUACUCCCUCACUGCAGUGCUUUGAAGUUGUGACAUCAGAAUCUUAUUGAUUGAUUGAUUCAAUUUAUCUAGUGCCCUUUAUCCAAUGAUCCCAUGGUGGUUUUCCUCAAGGGAUUUAUUCUUGUCCAUCCCAUAAUUGGGGAUGGGGGCAUGGGAUGGUUUGGGACAGUGGACACAAUUUCAAAUUUUCGUCAUAACUCUAAGUCCCAUGCUUUUUAUGUGCUACAAGAAGGAUUAAUGUUACCAUUUUUAAAAAAAUUAUACCCUGCACUUUCCUCCAAAGGAGCAGAGGGUGGUAAAUGUGGAGGUUUUCUUCCUAUAGCAUAUAGGGGGUCCUGUGAAGGAAAACGAGAAACUGAAUGAGUGGCUUCUAAAAGCCCUUGAAUAUGACGAAGAAUGUUCCCUGAGUUGUGUGUUUGUUUUUUUUAAUGGCAGCUUAAUGUGACUAUCUUAAAGUGAAUGCAUAGAAUUGCUGACAAACUCCCUUCCUCUGUUUUGCUAAAGUUUCCGGAGGAUUUGCAAAUGCUGUCGUCAAGAAACUUUGGGCACGAUGCAAGCCAGAAUGUGAUGAAGAUGUUUCUGCAGCAAGAGACUGUUCUAUUCCUUGCUUUGUCUUCUGCUGUGAACGGCCAGGUAAUAUCACCUUGCUUUUAAUGUGCCAGAACAAGAAGGAGGCACUGGGGUAUUUUUGGGCAAAGCACGCGGUAAAUGGUUAGGUGUGGUUUAUAAAUGCUGUCUUUGCCUGGUUCCUGAAGUUCCUUGCUUCCUAAUGAAUUGUGGGGUAGCCAGGAAUUAAUGUGAAGCCCAAUGAGUGACAGAAUGACGGGCCUUUAACAGCCCUUGUGUUACGAUAUGGAUGCAAUGCAGCUGCAGAUUGCUAGCUUGAAAACAUCACAUGAUGGAAUGUUGGGACUGUUCCGUGGGAAACAGAGGGACAGUCAAUUCACAGUGCGAAGCACCGGAAUUAGCUCAGAGUGUAAUAUGAGCUCUUCCUUUUGUUCCUGUACAGGAAGUACAGGAAGUGUUAGUCUCUCGACUGCUGGAGCUUGAUGAGAGCAGUCAUGUUUUUUGUAACGCUGUAAAAGACAGAAAUAAAGGCAUGUAAAUAUGUUUCUGUCUAUCUCUUUCCCCUGCCGGGGGGGGGCAAGAAAGAGGGGGGGUGUUCUUCUCACGCUGAGAAGAAUCGCCUAUAGCGACCUUGCCUGCGUUUGCUGGGGAAUGCAGCCAGGGAGGUCAUCGGAACUCAAGCCGGGUGCCUGGGAGGGUUGCCAGCUUCUCCCGAUAGAGGCUUGAAUUCCAACACCUUGUACUUGUGGGAUGGAGAAAUUCAUAGAUUUGAUUCAUAAAGCAACAGGCAAACAGAACUGUUGGUUUAUAGAUGGCAAUCUUUUGUAAACUUUGUAGCUGAGUUUAGGGUAUUUAGAAAUUGAAUUGAUAGAGAUUGAACUCUAAUAAUAAUAAUAAUAAUAAUAAUAAUAAUAAUAAUAAUUCCUGCAUUCAUAGGAAGUGCUCAGAGAUGUUGAUCUCUUCUCUGUUUUCAUACAGCGCACCAACAAUUUCUCCCCUUCAUAGCAGAUAAAUGUUUGGGUAGAUGCAGGUCAAGGUGUUCCAGUGGUGAAAAUGUGCCUUCAAGAAGACCCUGCUCUACUCCUGGUUGCUGCGAGAAGCCAGGUAAUAUUCAAAUGCCUUUUGCCUGCUAGAACAAUGAUGUAUUGGGGAAUUUUGAGUAAGGCGUGCAGAGGCUGGGUACAGAUAAGUUAUUUACUAUGUCUAUAAGUGCAUUUCAAAGUCCAUUGUGAGGUAGACAGGAAUUAUUGUGAAGCCCAAUGAGGAAUUGAAUGAGUAGCUUUCAGAAGCCCUUGAGCUUCUAUAGAUGCACAAGCUUGUGGAUCCUGGUUUAUCAUGUCAAACAGCUUUAUGGAGCUUUCCCCUGGAAAUACAUUUAUGGUACUCAAAGACGGAAUUCUUUUCAGUGUUUUCUAUGUUUAUUGAGAAUGCUGAGAGAUAUUGAUGUCCUCUUCUCCUUUGUUUUGACCAUGUCCCAAGGCUUGGUCCACACUGCAGGCAAGAAAUGUCGGGGUCAGUGCAAGUCAAGAUGUUCCAGUGGUGAAUAUAUAUCUUCAACAAGAGUCUGUCCUGUCCUUGGCUAUGUCUUCUGCUGUAAACGGACAGGUAAUGUUCUCAUGCUUUUAAUGUGCUAGAGAAGCAAUGAUGUACUGGGGAAUUUCUGGGUAAGGGACGUGUGGGGGUGCAAAUGAGGGUUAUUUUGAAAUUCCAUGGUUUCUAAUGAAUUGCAUGGUAGACAGGAAUUACUCUGAAGCCAAAUAUGUGAUUGAAUGAGUGGCUUUUUAACAGCCUUUCGAUUUUCAGGGAUGCUUCUCAGGUAGCUCAGUUGGUUAGGGCAUGGUGGUGAUAACGCCAAGUUCGCAGGUUUGAUUCCCAUAUGGGACACCUGACUGUUCCUGCACUGCAGGGAGUUGGACUGGAUGAUCCGCAGGGUCCUUUCCAACUCUUCAGUUCUAUGAUUUGGAAAUGUUCGUUUAAAGAAAAAGUGAGUAAGAGGCAACUUUGCAAAAUUAUGUAUGACAUGGAGAAAGUGGAUGAAGGAAAAUUGUUCUCCCUCUCUUGUAACACUUAUGGGCAUCCUCUACUGAUGGAGACUUCUAAAUGCCAGUUGCUGGGAACUCCAGGAGGGGAGAGGGUUCUUGUGCUUGAAUCCUGCUUUCUGGUUUCCCAUAGGCAUCUGGUUGGCCACUGUGAGAACAGAUUGGUGGCCUAGAUGAGCAAUUGGCUUGAUCCAACAGUAUCUUCUCAUUUGCAAGGCAGGCACAGGGGUGUGCUAGUGGCUGUGCCAUCUGUCAUGGAUGCUUUAGUUGAGAUUCCAGCAUUGCAGGGGUUUCGACUAGACGAUCCCCAGGGUCCCUUCCAACACUAAGAUUCUAUGAUUCUAUAAGGAGAGGACAAUAACGUGAAGAACCAUUGUGCAAAUGGAAGUAAAAUUUAUACAAACCAUGGGAUUUAGAGGUUGACUUUUUAAAUAAAAUAUAUAUUUUCUAUGUAUAUGGGGAUAUAUUGACUGCUUCUCUCUCCGGCUGAAAUGUCCCGAGGAUUGGUCCACAGUGUAGCCAAGAAAUGUUGGGGUCAAUGCAGGCCAAGAUGUUCCUAUGGUGAAUAUAUAUCCUCAGCGAAAGUCUCCACUGUCUUUGGCUAUGUCUUUUGCUGCAAACGGGCAAGUAAUGUUCCCAUGCUUUUAAUGUGCUGGAGGAACAAUGAUUCAAGUGGGGAUUUCUGGGUCAGGAUCCCAGAGGGUGGGUAGAUGUUGGUCCCAUGAAGAACAGUUGGGAGAUGGAGCAAGUGUCCUUGAAAAGCUCUUGAUACAGAAACUCGUGGUUUUGGUUCACCAAAGAAAUGGGCUUUGUUUUCAUGUGUGAGUGGGAUGGGUGGAUGUUUUGGAUCAGGUUAGCCAUAUUGAUUUGUAUGCUGUUGGUAGAAUUUUGUCAUUGUCUUGUUGGGCUGUGUAUGUGAUAAAGGGGAGCCAUACCAGGGUGAAAGUGUCUUCUUCUAUUUGUCCCCGUGUCAGUCUCAGCAAAUGAAACUGACUUGUAAAAAUGUUACAUGGGGGAAAAUAUACAAGAGAGAGACAUUGCACAAACUUUUGUAAAUCAAGAAAAUCUUUAAUAAUAAAAAAAACCCAAAGAAAUGGGCAAAAGUGGGCUCUCUAGAACUUUUCGGAACUUUUCUGAAUUGCACGUAUCAUGUUGAGAGUUACACACACACACACUCUUAAUGGAAAAUGCUUUGAUACGUUGCUGACCUCUUUUUCUCUGCUCAGGUAAAAUGCCCCAUGAAUUGACCAUGAAAUGUUUGGGUAGAUGCAAGCCAAAAUGUUCCCAUGGGGAAUAUGUGUUGUCCGCUGGUUUCUGCUCUGUUCCUGGCUUCUUCCUUUGCUGUAGAAAGCCAGGUAAUGGCUGCCUUCAUGUCACCUUUGCAGACAUCUUUGUAACGCAGACUUGGUCUGCUAAUGGGCCUGAUACCAGAAGCCAGCUGCCCAUAGAGCACCUCCUUGGGGAUCCUGCUAUCUUCCAUUCUGUGGGCGUGACCAAGCCAGCAUAGAUGUUGAUGAGACAGGAGCACAAACAUGCUAGGAAUGUGGCUUGGGAAAGCGCAUCUUUGUUUGAGACUCUCCCCUGUUGUGAGGUAACCCAAAUCUUCCUGACGCAGCACAUGUGGAAGGUGUGUUGUCACUCCUGGCGGUUGUAGAAUCAUAGAAUCAUAGAGUUGGAAGAGACCACAACGGCCAUCGAGUCCAACCCCCUGCCAAGCAGGAAACACCAUCAGAGCACUCCUGACAUAUGGUUGUCAAGCCUCUGCUUAAAGACCUCCAAAGAAGGAGACUCCACCACACUCUUUGGCAGCAAAUUCCACUGUCGAACAGCUCUUACUGUCAGGAAGUUCUUCCUAAUGUUUAGGUGGAAUCUUCUUUCUUGUAGUUUGGAUCCAUUGCUCCGUGUCCGCUUCUCUGGAGCAGCAGAAAACAACCUUUCUCCCUCCUCUAUGUGACAUCCUUUUAUAUAUUUGAACAUGGCUAUCAUAUCUCCCCUUAACCUCCUCUUCUCCAGGCUAAACAUGCCCACCUCCCUUAGCUGUUUCUCAUAAGGCAUCGUUUCCAGGCCUUUGACCAUUUUGGUUGCCCUCCUCUGGACACCUCCAGUUUGUCAGUGUCCUUCUUGAACUGUGGUGCCCAGAACUGGACACAGUACUCCAGAUGAGGUCUGACCAGAGCAGAAUACAGUGGCACUAUUACUUCCCUUGAUCUAGAUGCUAUACUCCUAUUGAUGAAGCCCAGAAUUGCAUUGGCUUUUUAGCUGCCGCGUCACACUGUUGGCUCAUGUCAAGUUUGUGGUCAACCAAGACUCCUAGAUCCUUUUCACAUGUACUGCUCUCAAGCCAGGUGUCCCCAUCUUGUAUUUGUGCCUCUCAUUUUUUUGCCCAAGUGCAAUACUUUACAUUUCUCCCUGUUAAAAUUCAUCUUGUUUGUUUUGGCCCAGUUCUCUAAUCUGUCAAGGUCGUUUUGAAGUGUGAUCCUGUCCUUUGGGGUGUUAGCCACCCCUCCCAGUUUGGUGUCAUCUGCAAAUUUGAUCAGGAUGCCCUUGAGUCCAUCAUCCAAGUCAUUGAUAAAGAUGUUGAAUAAGACCGGGCCCAAGACAGAACCCUGUGGCACCCCACUAGUCACUCUUCUCCAGGAUGAAGAGGAACCAUUGAUGAGCACCCUUUGGGUUUGGUCAGUCAGCCAGUUACAAAUCCACUGAGUGGUAGCAUAGUCAAGACCGCAUUUUAGCAGCUUCUUUACAAGAAUAUCAUGGGGCACCUUGUCAAAUGCCUUGCUGAAAUCAAGGUAGGCUACAUCCACUGCAUUCCCUUCAUCUACCAGGCUUGUAAUUCUGUCAAAAACGAGAUCAGGUUAGUCUGACAUGACUUAUUUUUCAGAAAUCCAUGCUGACUAUUGGUGAUCACAGCAUUCCUUUCUAGGUGCUCACAGACUGUUUGCUUAAUGAUCUGCUCCAGAAUCUUCCCUGGUAUUGAUGUCAGACUGACUGGGCGGUAAUUGUUUGGGUCCUCUCUAUUCCCCUUUUUGAAAAUAGGGACAACAUUUGCCCUCCUCCAGUCUGCCGGGACUUCACCUGUUCUCCAGGAAUUCUCAAAGAUGACUGUAAGAGAGGAGUUAUUUACUUUGCUUGAAAGUGAAUUUCAAAGCCGUCAUUUCCUAAUGAACUGUGAGAUGGACAGGAAUUACUGAGAAGCCCAAUGAGAGAUUGAAUGAGUAGCUUUUAGAAGCCCUUGAGUUCCAAUGGAUGGAGAUACACAUGGAUCAUCAAGGCAAACAGUCCUCUGGUUCUUCUCUCUGGAACUAUAUUAAUGGUGUUCAGAGACAUACUUCUUUUCAAUAUUUAAAACACUUCUGAUAUUUCCAAAUGCUUGGAGAUGCUGAUGAUCUAUUAUCUGUUUCAGUAAUGUCACAAGGAUUGAUUUCUGCUGCAUCUCUGAAUCUUCGGGGUAGAUGCAAGUCAAGAUGUUCGUAUGGCGAAUUUGUGUCUCCAGCAGUAGUGUGCCCUAUUCCUGGCAACCUAUUCUGCUGCAAAUGGCCAGGUAAAAUGCUUUUAAUGCAAUAGAGCAACAGUGAUGUACAAGGGGAUUAUUGAGAAAGGGACAUAAUGUGAGUUCAGAUGAGAGUUAAAAAAUGGGACAAUGUCACUGGAUAAAAACUAUGGCAUUUAGCUAUUGAACCAUUUUUUCUAUGUAUAAGGGAAGAUGUUAAUGGUUCCUUUUCUCCUUUGCUGAAGUGUCCCAAGGAUUGGUUCACAGUGUAGGCAAGAAAUGUCAAUGCAAGUUAACAUGUGGCAGCAGUGAAUAUGCAUCUUCAGCAAGAGCCUGUUCUAAUCCAGACUUUGUCUUCUGCUGCAAAAAGCGAGGUAAUAUUCUCAUAUUUUUAUUGUGCUGGAGCAACAAUGAUGCAUGUGUGGGAUUUCUGGGUCACGAUCUCAGUGGGUGGGUAGAUAUUGGCCCUGUGUAGGGCAAUGGGAAAUGGAACAAGUAUUUUUGAAAAAGCUCUUGAAUUUGCAGGGAUAUAAAAACUCAUGGCUUUGAUGUAUCAAAGAACCAGAGGGAAAGGAACUCUUUGGCAAUUUUUGGAAAUGGAAACCUCACAAAUCUUUCUUUGAACUGUUGAUAGAUUGAAUUCUCCCUACAUUAUUAUUAUUAUUAUAUGCUCUGAUAUGUUGAUGAUCUCUUGUUCUCUGUCAAGACAAAGAGUCUAAACAAUUGACAAAUGCUGCAGCUCAGAAAUGUGUGGGUAGAUGCAAGGCAAGAUGUUCCAAGGGUGAAAAGGUGUCUUCAACAUGUUCCUGCUCUAUUCCUGGCUUCGUCUUUUGCUGUAACAAUCCAGGUAAUAUCCCAAAAAUUUCUUUGUGCUAGAACAACUAUAAUAUAUUCAGGGUUUUCUGGGUAAGUCACACAACACGUGGGUAGAUGGGAAUUAUUUACAUUGUCUUCUCAAGAAUUGCAGUAUAUUUUGCUUUCUAAUUAAUCAACAGGAAUUAAAGUGAAGCCGAUUGAGUGAUUGAAUGAGAGGCUUAUAAUGGUCCUUGGAUUUGCUGGGAUAGACAAACUCAUAGAUUCCUGUUCAUCAAAGAAAUAGGCAGAGCUGUCCGUUUAUUUUCAUAAAUGGGCAGCCUUUUCUAACUUCAAAGAAAUGGACUUAUGGGGUUGUAUCCAACAAACUCAUCCCACUUGUGCAAGAACUUCUGUUUGUAAGCAGUUUGUGGAUGGCACAAGGUGAUAUAGGAAAAAGACAACGAGAGAUGUUCCAUUCCUCAGGUUGAAGUCAUUGUUACAAUGUGAAUGAAUUCAUUGGAUACAAACCAUGGUAUUUAGAAAUUAAACCGCUUUUUAAAAAUAUAUAUUUUCUAUGUGCAUGGGAAGAUAUUGAUGGUAUCUUCUCUGUUUUUCCAAAGUGUCUCACGGAUUGGUCCGCCCUGAAGGCAAGAAAUGUCAUGGUCAAUGCAAGUUAACAUGUGGCAACAAUGAAUAUGCAUCUUCGACAGGAGCCUGCUCUAAUCCUGACUUUGUCUUCUGUUGUAAAAAGCAAGGUAAUGUUCCCAUGCUUUUAAUGUGGUGGAGGAACAAUGAUGAGAGGGGGGGAUUUCUAUUACAGUAGACUAGUUCAAGAUGUAAGAGCAUCUUUUAAAGUUUACGUGGCUAGCAUGUUUAUGCUUGUCUUGUAAGGUAACCCCUGACUAUUAGGUCUAGUCGUCCUCCGACUCUGGGGUUGUGGUGCUCAUCUCGCUUUAUUGACUGAGGGAGCCGGCAUUUGUCUGCAAACAGUCAUGUGGCCAGCAUGACUAAGCUGCUUCUGGCAAACCAGAGCAGCACACGGAAAUGCCGUUUACCUUCCCACCGGAGCGGUACCUAUUUAUCUACUUGCACUUUGACGUGCUUUAGAACUGCUAGGUUGGCAGGAGCAGGGACCGAGCAACGGGAGCUCACCCCGUCGCGGGGGUUCAAACCACCGACCUUCUGAUUGGCAAGUCCUAGGCUCUGUGGUUUAACCCACAGCGCCACCCGCAUCCCUUGCUUGUCUUGUACCAUGAGACAAUAAGCACUUUCUAGUCUAAACUGUAGUGAGUGAUGGUGGGCCCAAGUUUCACAGGAUAAGGACUACCUUACUGCCAGAAAAUCAUGGCAUCUCUGAAUCCUUUGGAACAGAUUUAGUGGUGCUGGCAGAGAGAGCAGAGGAAAGAAAACCUCCAUUUCACAUGUGUAUGUUUUUGUGAAAAUGGUAUGGUGCCACUGGGAAUUGACCAAUAGUAUUUAGACAUCAAACUCUUCAUUCUCCCUCCCUCAUUAUAUGGAAAUAUGUGGAUGGUAUCUUCUCUGUUUUUCUAAAGUAUCUCAAGGAAUGGUCCACCCUGAAGGCAAGAAAUGUCAUGGUCAAUGCAAGUUAGCAUGUGGCCACAGUGAAUAUGCAUCUUCAACAAGAGUCUGCUCUAAUCCCGACUUUGUCUUCUGUUGUAAAAAACAAGGUAAUAUUCCCAUGCUUUUAAUGUGGUGGAGGAACAGUGAUGAGAGGGGGCAUUUCUGGGUCAGGAUUCCAGCGGGUGGGUACAUGCUGGUCUUGUGAAAAACUGUGGGAGAUGGCACCCGUGUCUUAGAAAAACUGUUGAAUUUCCUGGGAUAUAGAAACUCAUGGUUUUAGUUCAUCAAAUAACUACUCAAACUUUGGUUUUGGAAAUAACAGCCUCAUAUUACUUUUUCUUGCAGUAGACUUGUUUUGAGAGAUUAAAUUUGCUUUGUAUUUCCUCCAACUGCUUAUGGCAGGAGUGUGAGGCAUUCAUGGAAAAGAGUUUUUGCUCAAUGCAACGUAUCAGCAGAGAAACUGAAGGUCCCGUGUUGCAUGGUUCAGUAUAGCAUGGCGAGCUAGCAUGGCAAGAUGCUUGUGCAUCUCUCUGUAUACUUGUAUCUCGCAAGGUUUACUUCAAAGCCCAGAACUGUAUUACAGUAGACUAGUUCAAGAUGUAAGAGCAUCUUUUAAAGUUUACGUGGCUAGCAUGUUUAUGCUUGUCUUGUAAGGUAAAGGUAAAGGGACCCCUGACUAUUAGGUCUAGUCGUCCUCCGACUCUGGGGUUGCGGCACUCAUCUCGCUUUAUUGGCCGAGGGAGCCGGCGUUUGUCCGCAAAAUAGCUUCCGGAUCAUGUGGCCAGCAUGACUAAGCUGCUUCUGGCAAACCAGAGCAGCACACGGAAAUGCCGUUUACCUUCCCACCGGAGCGGUACCUAUUUAUCUACUUGCACUUUGACGUGCUUUUGAACUGCUAGGUUGGCAGGAGCAGGGACCGAGCAACGAGAGCUCACCCCGUUGCGGGGGUUCGAACCACCGACCUUCUGAUUGGCAAGUCCUAGGCUCUGUGGUUUAACCCACAGCGCCACCCAUGUCCCUUGCUUGUCUUGUACCAUGAGACAAUAAGCACUUUCUAGUCUAAACUGUAGUGAGUGAUGGUGGGCCCAAGUUUCACAGGAUAAGGACUACCUGACUGCUAAAAAAUCAUGGCAUCUCUGAAUCCUUUGGAACAGAUUUAGUGGUGCUUGCAGAGAGAGCAGAGGAAAGAAAACCUCCAUUUCACAUGUGUAUGUUUUUGUGAAAAUGGUAUGGUGCCACUGGGAAUUGACCAAUAGCAUUUAGACAUCAAACUCUUCAUUCUCCCUCCCUCAUUAUAUGGAAAUAUGUGGAUGGUAUCUUCUCUGUUUUUCUAAAGUAUCUCAAGGAAUGGUCCACCCUGAAGGCAAGAAAUGUCAUGGUCAAUGCAAGUUAGCAUGUGGCCACAGUGAAUAUGCAUCUUCAACAAGAGUCUGCUCUAAUCCCGACUUUGUCUUCUGUUGUAAAAAACAAGGUAAUAUUCCCAUGCUUUUAAUGUGGUGGAGGAACAGUGAUGAGAGGGGGCAUUUCUGGGUCAGGAUUCCAGCGGGUGGGUACAUGCUGGUCUUGUGAAAAACAGUGGGAGAUGGAACCCAUGUCUUAGAAAAGCUGUUGAAUUUCCUGGGAUAUAGAAACUCAUGGUUUUAGUUCAUCAAAUAACUACUCAAACUUUGGUUUUGGAAAUAACAGCCUCAUAUUACUUUUUCUUGCAGUAGACUUGUUUUGAGAGAUUAAAUUUGCUUUGUAUUUCCUCCAACUGCUUAUGGCAGGAGUGUGAGGCAUUCAUGGAAAAGAGUUUUUGCUCAAUGCAACGUAUCAGCAGAGAAACUGAAGGUCCCGUGUUGCAUGGUUCAGUAUAGCAUGGCGAGCUAGCAUGGCAAGAUGCUUGUGCAUCUCUCUGUAUACUUGUAUCUCACAAGGUUUACUUCAAAGCCCAGAACUGUAUUACAGUAGACUAGUUCAAGAUGUAAGAGCAUCUUUUAAAAUUUACGUGGCUAGCAUGUUUAUGCUUGUCUUGUAAGGUAAAGGUAAAGGGACCCCUGACUAUUAGGUCUAGUCGUCCUCCGACUCUGGGGUUUUGGUGCUCAUCUCGCUUUAUUGACCGAGGGAGCCGGCGUUUGUCCGCAAACAGCUUCCGGGUCAUGUGGCCAGCAUGACUAAGCUGCUUCUGGCAAACCAGAGCAGCACAUGGAAAUGCCGUUUACCUUCCCACCGGAGCGGUACCUAUUUAUCUACUUGCACUUUGACUACCUGCUAGGUUGGCAGGAGCAGGCAGGAGCAGAGACCGAGCAACGGGAGCUCACCCCGUUGCGGGGGUUCGAACCACCGACCUUCUGAUUGGCAAGUCCUAGGCUCUGUGGUUUAACCCACAGCACCACCCAUGUCCCUUGCUUGUCUUGUACCAUGAGACAAUAAGCACUUUCUAGUCUAAACUGUAGUGAGUGAUGGUGGGCCCAAGUUUCACAGGAUAAGGACUACCUGACUGCUAAAAAAUCAUGGCAUCUCUGAAUCCUUUGGAACAGAUUUAGUGGUGCUUGCAGAGAGAGCAGAGGAAAGAAAACCUCCAUUUCACAUGUGGAUGUUUUUGUGAAAAUGGUGCCACAGGGAAUAGACUCAUAGUAUUUAGACAUCAAAUGGGACAUGGGUGGCGCUGUGGGUUAAACCACAGAGCCUAGGACUUGCCAAUCAGAAGGUCGGCGGUUCAAAUCCCCACAACAGGGUAAAAAACAAGGUAAUAUUCCCAUGCUUUUAAUGUCCUGGAGGAACUAUGAUGAAUGGAGGGAUUUCUUGGUCAGGAUUCCAGCGGGUGGGUACAUGCUGGUCUUGUAAAAAACAGUGGGAGAUGGAACAAGUUGAAAAGAUCUUGUAUUUGCAAGGAUGUAUAAAAUCAUGGUUUGGAUUCAUCAAAUAAAUGGGGAUAUGGCCCCAUUGUUAUUCGCAGAAAUAGAAACCUUAUGACUUUGAGACGUUGAUGAUCUCUUGAUCACUGUUUAUGUAAAGUCUCCCGACGACUGAACAAAAAAAUGUUUGGGUACAUGCAAGUCAAGUUGUUCCCAUGGUCAAUAUUUGUCAUCCAGAAGAUCUUGCUCUGCUCCCGGCUUUGUCCUUUGCUGCCAAAAGCCAGAUAACAUCACAACACUUUCUUUGUGCUAGAAGAACUAUGAUAUGCAUAUAUUGUUCCUAAAGCAUCUCAGAAACAUGGUGUCACCACUGAAGAGACCUGUUCUUGUGUUGCCAGCUUCCAGACCUCAUGCGCAAGAGGCACACAAUGACAGGUCUCAGAUUAUGAUCAAAGGGUCCAGGUUGGUUCAUAUGGGAAGAGGCAGUCCUUGAGGUAUUGUGAUCCUGAGCCGUGUAAGGCUUUAUAAGUAAAACCAGCAAUUUUAAUUGGGUCCCAAAACUAACUGGCAGCCAGUGCAGUCAAGCUAGGAUUGGUGUGAUAUGCUCAAACCGCUUUGCCCUGGUGAGCAACCUGGCCACUGAAUUCUGCAGCAGCUUAAGUUUCCAAACCAAUUUCAGAGGCAGCCCUAUAUAUAAUGAGUUGCAAUAAUCUAACAUAGACGUUAAAAAGGACCCCUGACUAAGUCCAGUCACAAACGGCUCUGGGGUUGCAGCACUCAUCUUGCUUUACUGGCCAAGGGAGCUGGUGUUUGUCCACAGACAGUUUUUUUGGGUCAUGCGGCCAGCAUGACUAAGUCGUUUCUGGCAAAACCAGAGCAGCGCACGGAAAUGCCGUUUACCUUCCCGCCAGAGUGGUACCUGUUUAUCUAAUUGCACUUGAUGUGCUUUCGAACUGCUAGGUUAGCAGGAGCUGGGACAGAGCAACGGGAGCUCACCCUGUUGUGGGGAUUCGAACGGCUGACCUUCCGAUCGGCAAGCCCAAGGCUCAGUGGUUUACACCACAGCGCCACCCAUGUCCCAAACAUAGAGGUUGUUUUUGUUGUUUAGUCAUUUAGUCGUGUCCAACUCUUCGUGACCCCAUGGACCAGAGCAUGCCAGGCACUCCUGUCUUGCACUGCCUCCUGUAGCUUGGUCAAACUCAUGUUCGUAGCUUCGGUUAGCAGAGUAUAAAUGACAGAAGUUGGGCUGUCACUGUCUAAAUAGGGGUGCAGCUGGGCCACUAUCUGAAGCUGAUGGAAAGCACUUUGGGCCACUGAGGCCGCCUGAGCCUCAAGCAACAGCAAAGUACCCUCAAGCUAUGUAGCUGCUCCUUCAGAUGGAGUGUAAUCCCAUCGAAAGCAGGCAACCUCCCAUCCAUCUAGUCUAUGGAACCCCCCACUAACAGUGCUUCAGUCUUAUAUGGCUUGAGCUUCAGUUUGUUAUAUACUCAGGGAGUUCUUUGUAAUCCACACAGUGUGUGAAAAUUCCAACAAAUCUUGCUUUCUAAGGAAUUGCAGAGUAGACAGGCAUUGCUGUGAAGCCAAAUGAACGCUUGUAAGAAUGGCUUUUAACGCCUUUUGGAUUUGCAGAGAUUACAUGUUGAGGUCAGUGCAAAUCAAGAUGCUCCAGUGCUGGAAAUAUGUCUUCCACAAGAGCCUGUGAUAAUGCUGCCUACAUCUUCUGUUGUAAAAAGCCAAAUAAAAGAGACUUUCUGGAUCAGGAUCCCAAGGGGUGGGUAGAUUCUGCUCUUGUGAAAAACAGUGAGAGGUGGGAGGAGUGUCUUUGAAAAGCCCUUGAAUUUGCAGGAAUACAGAAACUCAUGGUCUGGGUUCAUCAAAGAAACAAAAGAAAAGGUCUCUCUGGUUAUUUUUGUUAGUGGAAACCUUAUAUGACUUUUUUGAAGUGGGAUUAUGGCGCGGAGAUAUUAAAUUCUUUUUGUGCAUGUGGAAUUUUUAAUACUAUGGGGAAAUGCUCUGAGAUGUUGAUGAUCUCUUGUCUUCUCUUUUGAUAAAGUGCCCCAAAGAUUGCCUGAGCCUGUAGCUAAGCAACCUGAGGGUGUAUGCAAGUUAAGAUGUUCCUAUGAUGAAGAUGCGUAUUCAGAAGCAUUGUGCCCGAUUCCUGGCUUUGUUUUCUGCUGUAAAAUUACGACAGGAAAUGUUUCUAUUUAUUUAUCACCUGGCAGAAAAAUUGUAAUAUCUGGACAAAGGCUACCAAAGAUAGCCACAAAGGCUACCAAAGGUAAGACACAAAAAAGAAGAAACAGAAAAUAGUACCCAUGUAGGGGGGAAAAACAAAACAACAACAACAAAAAGAUUUUGUGUAUCUUGCGAAACGGGGGCGGGGGGGCGGGGGGGCGGGACUUGUUAUUGUGGUUAACUAGACCUUAAUCUAAUAUGGUAUUUAUAAAAAUGAACUCCAGAUAUCGUUAGAUUUGUCCAUGGCAAGUCUACGUGUGUACACAACUUCUUUAUGUGUAGCGGGUUUGUGUAUAUCUUCACUCCAACCAUUAAAGGAAGCAGCACUUUUAUUUUUCCAGUUAAUCAAUACCAGUCUUUUUGCUGUAGUGAGGGCGUGGAGAGUCCAUUCAAAUUGUCCUUUUGGGAUACCGAGGGUGGGAAGCUGAAGUUCAUAUGACACAGAAAAAGAGAAUGACGGAGCCUUUGAAUACACAGUUUUUGUCAUGGUCCCUGCUUGGCAUUAUGAAUGUAAUGGCAAAAGCGUGACUUAGGCUACUGUUCUACAAAGUCAAGUAACAUUCCCUCAUACUUGCCAUUCCUAUAGCAGGGAUGAUUUAAAGGGUGUGUUUUUUAUGAUGUAUAAAACAACAUUUUGUAAUAAAAUUUAAACAUGCCUAUGAAUGACAUGGGUGGCGCUGUGGGUUAAACCACAGAGCCUAGGACUUACCGAUCAGAAGGUCGGCGGUUCGAAUCCCUGCAACGGGAUGAGCUCCUGUUGCUCGGUCCCAGCUCCUGCCCACCUAGCAGUUCGAAAGCACAUCAAAGUGCAAGUAGAUAAAUAGGUACCGCUCCGGCGGGAAGGUAAACAGCGUUUCCGUGUGCUGCUCUAGUUUGCCACAAGUGGCUUAGUCAUGCUGGUCACAUGACCUGGAAGCUGUACGCCGGCUCCCUUGGCCUAUAGUGCGAGAUGAGUGUGCAACCCCAGAGUCGUCUGCAACUGGAGCUAACGGUCAGGGGUACCUUUACCUUUAUGAUUUUGCAGUGGGAGCAUUGCUCCCCCCCCCUUAGACAGUUGGUAAAGCCUUUCCCUUUCUGUCUGAGAAGAACAACGAUGACCUUCAAAUAUGCAUAGGUUCUUGAAGUUUCUGUUUUAAGAUAUUGCCUUGCUGAUUGUUAUGAAAUUCAGCUGAUUUCUUCCAGCGUGCAUUCAUAUGUCUUGAUUAGUACUGAUCAUGUCAUCCAUUUAUCAGGUUACCACAGACUGUAUCGUGUUGUGCCUGCACUGGCUAAACUGUAUCCACCCAUCUUUUAAAAUAUGGAGUUUGUCUCCACACUAACCAGACAUACUUAACAUGUGGGCUGGUGAUUCGGAAGAAUGCUUUGAGCUGCUGAAACGUCUUCCGGCAAUCAAACCGCUCGUGAUACUUUGAAAUUCUGAACCUAAUAAAACCAAAUUUGAUGUGGAGAUGAA
This is a messenger RNA of Podarcis lilfordi (Lilford's wall lizard), 16281 nucleotides long. Lineage: Eukaryota; Metazoa; Chordata; Lepidosauria; Squamata; Lacertidae. The record is from the annotation of a GenBank genome assembly.